AUGGUGGAUAAGAAUAUUUACAUCAUUCAAGGGGAGAUUAACAUUGUGGUUGGGGCCAUCAAACGAAAUGCCCGAUGGAGCACCCAUAUUCCAUUGGAUGAAGAACGGGAUCCUCUGUUGCAUAGUUUCAGUCAUCUAAAGGAGGUUCUAAACAGCAUAACUGAACUCUCAGAAAUUGAGCCCAAUGUAUUCCUUCGUCCGUUUUUGGAAGUGAUUCGCUCUGAAGAUACCACUGGGCCUAUCACUGGACUGGCACUCACCUCUGUCAACAAGUUCCUGUCCUAUGCACUCAUAGAUCCUACUCAUGAGGGCACAGCAGAGGGCAUGGAGAAUAUGGCAGAUGCUGUCACCCACGCCCGUUUUGUGGGCACGGAUCCUGCCAGCGAUGAGGUUGUCCUGAUGAAAAUCCUUCAGGUUUUGCGGACUCUCUUGCUGACCCCGGUGGGUGCCCACUUAACCAAUGAAUCUGUUUGUGAAAUUAUGCAGUCUUGCUUCCGGAUCUGCUUUGAAAUGAGGCUCAGUGAGUUAUUGAGAAAAUCCGCAGAGCACACUCUCGUAGACAUGGUGCAGCUGCUCUUCACAAGGUUACCUCAAUUUAAAGAAGAACCCAAGAACUAUGUGGGCACCAACAUGAAGAAGCUGAAAAUGAGAGCAGGAGGCAUGAGUGAUUCAUCCAAGUGGAAAAAACAGAAGAGAUCCCCCCGGCCCCCACGCCAUAUGACCAAAGUUAUACCAGGUUCAGAGCUACCCAUCUCCAAUGGAACCACCUUAUCCUCUAAUUUCACUGGUGGCAUGCCCUUCAUUGAUGUGCCCACUCCCAUCUCCUCUGCAAGUUCAGAAGCUGCCUCGGCAGUGGUCAGCCCCUCUACAGACAGUGGCCUGGAGUUCUCCUCCCAGACCACUUCUAAGGAGGACCUUACUGACCUGGAGCAACCUGGCUCUUCAGGGUACAGCACAGCUACAGAGCCUGGCAGCAAUGAACUAGGGGUUCCUGAGCAGCCUGACUCCCAGCAGGAAGGGGCCCAUGUGGAAAAGCCUCAGUCAGCAUCCGUGGAAUCUAUCCCUGAAGUGUUAGAAGAAUGCACAUCCCCUGUUGACCACUCUGAUUCUGCCUCUGUACAUGACAUGGAUUACGUCAAUCCCCGAGGUGUGCGCUUUACACAGUCCUCCCAGAAAGAAGGUACAGCUUUGGUCCCCUAUGGUCUUCCCUGCAUCCGAGAGCUCUUCCGCUUCCUCAUCUCACUCACCAAUCCACAUGACCGACACAACUCAGAGGUUAUGAUCCACAUGGGACUACAUUUGCUGACAGUGGCUCUUGAGUCAGCCCCUAUAGCCCAGUGCCAAACCCUCUUGGGCCUCAUUAAGGAUGAGAUGUGCCGCAACUUAUUCCAGCUACUCAGCAUAGAGCGAAUGAACCUUUAUGCUGCUUCUCUGCGGGUAUGCUUCCUACUGUUUGAGAGCAUGAGGGAGCACCUCAAGUUCCAAUUGGAGAUGUACAUCAAAAAGCUCAUGGAGAUCAUUACUAUGGAGAACCCCAAGAUGCCUUAUGAGAUGAAGGAGAUGGCACUGGAAGCCAUUGUGCAGCUCUGGCACAUCCCCAGCUUUGUCACUGAGCUCUAUAUCAACUAUGAUUGUGACUACUAUUGUUCCAACCUCUUUGAAGACCUCACCAAGCUGCUGUCCAAGAAUGCCUUUCCUGUGUCUGGUCAGCUUUAUACAACACAUCUACUGUCUCUUGAUGCCCUGUUGACAGUGAUUGACAGCACUGAAGCCCACUGCCAGGCUAAAGUCCUCAACAGCCUUACCCAGCAAGAGAAGAAAGAAGUUGCCAGACCCAGCUAUGAGGCAGUAGACGGCACCCGAGAAGUUAGCAAUACUGAGAGAGCAGCCAGCGAUGGGAAAGCUGUAGGCCUGGCCCCAGACAUCCUAGACCUGCAUCUUCCAGGUGGAGGGCGGCUGCCAGCAGAACAUGGGAAGCCAGGAUGCAAUGAUCUGGAGGAAGCUGGUGAUUCUGGGGCUGACAAAACGUUUAUCCGGAAGCCGCCUCGAUUUUCCUGUCUCCUGCCAGAUCCACGGGAACUGAUUGAAAUUAAAAACAAAAAGAAGCUUCUGAUCACUGGCACAGAGCAGUUCAACCAGAAACCAAAGAAGGGAAUCCAGUUUCUACAAGAGAAAGGCCUCCUCACCAUCCCAAUGGACAAUUCAGAGGUAGCCCAAUGGCUUCGAGAAAACCCUCGGUUGGACAAGAAAAUGAUUGGAGAGUUUGUGAGUGACCGCAAAAACAUUGACCUCUUGGAGAGCUUUGUGAGCACCUUCAGCUUUCAGGGUCUUAGACUGGAUGAAGCUCUUCGCCUCUACCUGGAAGCCUUCCGCCUGCCUGGGGAAGCACCAGUCAUCCAGAGGUUGCUGGAGGCAUUCACAGAGCAUUGGAGGAAUUGUAAUGGCUCCCCAUUUGCCAAUAGUGAUGCCUGCUUUGCCCUGGCCUAUGCUGUCAUCAUGCUUAAUACUGACCAGCACAACCACAAUGUUCGUAAACAGAAUGCACCCAUGACCCUGGAGGAGUUUCGCAAAAACCUAAAAGGUGUGAAUGGAGGGAAGGACUUUGAACAAGACAUCCUGGAAGAUAUGUACCAUGCCAUCAAGAAUGAAGAAAUUGUGAUGCCUGAGGAGCAGACAGGCUUGGUUCGGGAGAACUAUGUAUGGAAUGUACUGCUUCAUCGAGGUGCCACCCCAGAGGGCAUAUUCCUACGUGUGCCUGCUGGUAGCUACGAUCUUGACCUCUUCACCAUGACGUGGGGCCCCACUAUUGCUGCUCUCUCUUAUGUCUUUGACAAAAGCCUCGAGGAGACAAUCAUCCAGAAAGCCAUCUCAGGCUUCAGGAAGUGUGCCAUGAUCUCCGCCCACUAUGGCCUCAGCGAUGUGUUUGACAAUCUCAUCAUCUCUUUGUGCAAAUUCACAGCUCUUAGUAGUGAGUCUAUUGAGAACCUGCCCAGUGUGUUUGGAAGCAACCCUAAAGCCCACAUUGCAGCCAAGACAGUAUUUCAUUUGGCCCAUCGUCAUGGCGACAUCCUUCGAGAGGGCUGGAAAAAUAUCAUGGAGGCCAUGCUACAGCUCUUCCGAGCCCAACUGCUGCCCAAGGCUAUGGUGGAGGUAGAAGAUUUUGUGGAUCCCAAUGGCAAGAUCUCUCUACUACGGGAGGAGACACCAUCGAACCGAGGAGAGUCGACAGUGCUGAGCUUUGUGAGCUGGCUGACACUAAGUGGUACUGAGCAGUCUAGUGUGCGGGGCCCAUCCACUGAGAACCAGGAGGCUAAGAGAGUGGCCUUAGAGUGUAUCAAGCAAUGUGACCCAGAAAAGAUGAUCACAGAAAGCAAGUUUCUCCAGCUGGAGUCACUGCAGGAGCUCAUGAAGGCUCUUGUCUCAGUGACACCAGAUGAAGAGACGUAUGAUGAGGAGGAUGCUGCUUUCUGCCUGGAGAUGCUGUUGAGGAUUGUGCUAGAGAACAGGGACCGAGUGGGCUGUGUGUGGCAGACUGUUCGAGACCAUCUAUAUCACCUAUGUGUCCAGGCACAGGAUUUCUGCUUUCUUGUGGAUCGGGCAGUGGUGGGGCUGCUGCGCCUGGCCAUUCGGCUACUCCGGAGAGAAGAGAUAAGUGGCCAGGUAUUGCUGUCCCUGCGCAUCUUGCUACUAAUGAAGCCCAGCGUGCUGUCCCGAGUCAGUCACCAGGUAGCCUUUGGGCUCCAUGAACUCCUUAAGACCAACGCAGCCAACAUUCACUCAGGUGACGACUGGGCCACCCUCUUCACGUUGCUGGAGUGCAUUGGCUCAGGCGUGAAGCCUCCAGCUGCCCUGCAGGCCACCACCAGGGCCGAUGCACCUGAUGCUGGGGCCCAAUCAGACAGUGAACUCCCAUCCUACCAUCAAAAUGAUACGAGUCUGGACCGAGGAUACACUUCUGACUCUGAGGUCUAUGCUGACCAUGGCAGGCCUGGCAAGAUCCACCGAUCAGCCACAGAUGUUGACGUGGUCAACAGUGGUUGGUUAGUGGUGGGGAAGGAUGACAUCGAUAACUCCAAGCCAGGGCUUGGGACUGCGUCCAGCCGGCCAGGCCCUUCACCCCUGGUCAAUCAGUACAGUCUAACAGUGGGGUUGGACCUCGGACCUCAUGACACUAAGUCUCUGCUCAAGUGUGUGGAAUCACUGUCUUUCAUCGUGCGUGACGCUGCCCACAUCACUCCCGACAAUUUUGAGCUCUGUGUCAAGACUCUCCGCAUCUUUGUUGAAGCCAGUCUUAACGGUGGGUGCAAGUCCCAAGAAAAACGUGGCAAGAGUCACAAAUAUGACAGCAAAGGGAACCGCUUCAAGAAGAAAUCCAAGGAGGGCUCAGUGCUUCGACGGCCUCGAACCUCUAGCCAACAUGCCACUCGGGGAGGGCACAGUGAUGACGAUGAGGAUGAAGGCGUGCCUGUCAGCUACCAUACGGUGUCUUUACAGGUCAGUCAGGACUUGCUAGACCUGAUGCACACCCUGCACACUCGGGCGGCCUCUAUCUACAGCUCAUGGGCAGAGGAGCAGCGCCACCUGGAGACAAGUGGCCAGAAGAUCGAAGCGGAUUCACGCACCCUGUGGGCCCACUGCUGGUGCCCCUUACUGCAGGGCAUUGCCUGCCUAUGCUGUGAUGCCCGGCGCCAGGUGCGGAUGCAGGCACUGACCUAUCUGCAACGAGCACUACUGGUUCAUGAUCUGCAAAAGCUGGAUGCCCUGGAAUGGGAGUCCUGCUUUAACAAGGUGCUGUUUCCUCUACUGACCAAGCUCUUGGAGAACAUCAGCCCUGCAGAUGUGGGUGGGAUGGAGGAGACCCGGAUGAGGGCUUCCACCCUGCUCUCUAAGGUCUUCCUGCAGCACCUGUCUCCACUGCUGUCACUCUCUACCUUUGCGGCCCUCUGGCUGACCAUCUUGGACUUCAUGGACAAGUACAUGCAUGCAGGCUCCAGUGACUUAUUGUCAGAGGCCAUCCCUGAGUCUCUAAAGAACAUGCUUCUGGUGAUGGACACAGCGGAGAUUUUCCACAGCGCAGAUGCCCGAGGAGGCAGCCCCUCAGUCCUCUGGGAGAUUACCUGGGAGCGCAUUGACUGUUUUCUGCCCCACCUACGAGAUGAACUCUUCAAGCAGACUGUCAUCCAGGACCCCACGCCUAUGGAGCCUCAUGCCCAAAAACCUCUAGCUUCAGCCCACCUGACAUCUACUGCUGGGGACACCAGGACACCUGGCCAUCCACUUCUCCCAGAGACGCCUUCUGAAUUGGGAGCCUGUGACUUUGAGAAGCCCGAGGGCCCCCGACCUGGCAACAGCAGCUCCCCUGGAUCACCAGUGGCAUCCAGCCCCAGCAGGCUGAGCCCCACCCCAGAUGGGCCUCCACCCUUGGCUCAGUCCCCACUGAUCCUGCAGCCCUUGGCUUCUCCACUGCAGGUGGGCGUGCCACCCAUGACUCUGCCCAUCAUCCUCAACCCUGCUCUCAUUGAAGCCACCUCACCAGUGCCCCUCCUGGCCACACCCCGCCCCACAGACCCCAUGACCACCUCUGAAGUUAACUAA
Molecule: messenger RNA, 5595 nt
Organism: Pipistrellus nathusii (Nathusius's pipistrelle)
Lineage: Eukaryota; Metazoa; Chordata; Mammalia; Chiroptera; Vespertilionidae
Source: the annotation of a GenBank genome assembly